This is a messenger RNA of Trachymyrmex cornetzi, 834 nucleotides long. RefSeq lists its product as uncharacterized. NCBI's taxonomy places the organism in Eukaryota, Metazoa, Arthropoda, Insecta, Hymenoptera, Formicidae. The transcript is spliced from 3 exons. The record is from RefSeq and is a predicted model, not a curated record. The coding region runs from base 64 to 834 and encodes 256 amino acids.
CGACCGAUAUUUCGACUAGAAAGAAGACGAUUGCAAGGAGCAAGUGACAACUUGGUACGAGAGAUGCAAUUGAAUGAUCCGGACAAGUAUUUCAAUUACUUUAGAAUGUCAUCUGAAACAUUUCGAAGACUGUUAGCAUUAGUUGGACCACUUAUUACAAAACAAGAGUAUAUCAGGGAACCAAUACCUCCUCGUACUCGAUUGGAAGUCACUUUACGCUAUUUAGCAUCUAGAGACAGUAUGACAUCAAUUUCAUAUGCAUUUAGAAUUGGCCAUAAUAUUUCCAAAAUAAUAGCAGAGACAUGCGAAGUAAUAUGGACCACCUUGAAAGAAGAAGUUUUCUUGCAACCCAAUGAAACUAAUUGGCAGACAAUCAAUGAAGAUUUUGACAAACACUGGAACUUUCCACAUUGCAUUGGAGCAAUAAACGGCAAACACAUUGUGGGUGGCACCCAGCGCCAGCUAAUAGUGGCUCGUGCUUCUAUAAUUACAAAGGGAACCAUAGCAUCAAUGCCAGCCGUUAGUGACGCUAAGUAUCGCUUCAUAAUUGUAGACAUCGGAGCUCUGGGAAGGCAAGAUGAUUCAGGAGUUCUCACCAACAGCGGGCUAAUAAAUUUACUGGAAGAUAACAAAUUAAAAAUACCACAGGCUGCACUGCUCAAUAACAGUAGCAAAGAAUUUUCCUUCGUCUUUGUUGCAGACGAAGCGUUUCCACUCACGACCUAUAUGAUGAGGCCGUACCCUCGAAGUGGAAGUUUGAAUAUAACAAAGAAAAUUUUAAUUAUAGACUUAGUCGCGCGAGAAGAGUUGUUGAGAGUGCGUUUGGAAUAUUAG